CGCUCAUGAUCAGCAGAUGAGCACUGGCGCAGCUCCACUGCGCCACGGUCAUGUAGGUGCGCAGGGAUACGCACAAGUUUUUUUCUGGAUAGUUUUUUUAUCAUUAUUAUCAGUGUUACAGAUUUGCAUGAACCUGUUAUUUUGAUAGCGUAUUACCUAAAUAACACCAGAGGCACAAACAGAAUGGUUUGACUUGACAACACUUUUAUUGUAUUUUAGGAUUUACGCACAAUCUGUCCUCUUGGAUUAGCCUGAUUAUUCCAUCUGAACGUGGGCUGGUUGUCACCUGAAACGUCUCCAGUUGAUGCCGAGGAUCAGUACCAUGAAUGUUGAUGACCACCAGUCGGUCGCCACUGCGCCGCUGGAUUUGAGCACCACUGCGCGAGGGCGUGGGAGGUCUGGGACUCCGGACAGUAAUAACAUUUGCUCCCGGGACGCUCCGAGCGGCGGCUCCCCUGCACUUCCAGCGAGCACCGGGACCGACAGCACAGAAACCCGUGCGCCUCGCAAACGGCCAGCGGGCAGCGCGUCUUCCUUAAAGCUUCCCUUCAGGAAACGACCCUUUCCCUUCGAACCUGAGAGCCAGACGCCGUCACCGACUCCAGCAGCGAGCGGAAUCCGCUCCUCUCCGGUGGAGGAGCGAGACUUGGGUUCCCUUGUUCGUCUGGGGAGAGCCGGGGGGGAUCAUGAGCGCAGGGUUGGAGUCGCACCGAUGACCAUCAUCAGGAGGGUGGAGGAGGAUGGACAGGGUCCAGAUGGAUACCCCUACUGCCUUUUCCCUAUUUAUGAUUAUGGUCACUAUCCGGUGUACUACAUGCCCCACGUGGUCCCAGAGCCACAUCAUCCACCAGCCCUUCAACCUGAAAACCUGCUGGCUGAGAUUUCUCUGGCUACGCAUCAGGAUGAAGAUGGAGACACAGCUCUCCAUAUAGCUGUGGUGCAGGGGGAAAUGUCUAUCGUCUGCAAACUCAUCCGACUGUUGCUGUUGGCUCACAAAGGCCUGGACAUCCACAACAAUCUUCGUCAGACUCCCCUUCACCUGGCAGUGAUCACAAAACAAUCCAACAUGGUGGAUGUGUUGUUGCAAGCGAGAGCCGACCCUUCUGUCCUGGACCGUCACGGCCAAACGGCGAUCCAUCUCUGCUGUGAAUACGACCAGCGGGAGUGCCUGUCCGUGCUGCUGUCCUUUCCCUCAUUCUCCUCGUGUCUGGAGAUCAGGAACUUUGAGGGUUUGAGCCCUCUGCAUUUGGCUGUGCUGCACGGCCACCAGGACUUGGCUAAAAUGCUGCUGGAUGCAGGAGCCGACAUCAAUGCCAUGGAUGUCAAAAGUGGCCAGAGUCCCCUCAUGCAUGCAGUGGAGAGCAAUAAUGCAGAUUUGGUCCACUUCCUCAUUGAGAAUAGAUGUGAUGUCAACAGCCAGUCAUACAGCGGCAACACGGCGCUGCACAUCGCCUGUGGUCGAGGUCAGGUGGACACUGCAAGGCUGCUCCUGAAAAGUGGCGCUGACAGCAGCCUCAAGAACUACCACAACGACACCCCAGUGAUGGUGGCCAAAAACAAAAAAAUAGCUGAUGUGUUACGGGGAAGAGGCUCCAAACAUGUCAGAGAUCCACACACUCUGUUGAUCUCACCACACGGGUCCAACUAUAUGGAAAACGGAUCUCCAUCUUCCAGCCAAAGUCGUGGAUCUUCACCUUCAUCGACACCACACACCUUUCAUAAUAGUGCAUCCCAUUCCCCAAAGACUCCACCUGCACAGGUUCACUAUUACUAGACUGAUAUGAUCCAACAAUGAAGCCUGCAACUACCUCCAGCUAAGCAUCAAACUCAGGACAUUUAAGUGGGCAGACCUGAAUAAUCAGGUUUCAGAACUCAACCGGAUUGCGACUGGCAGCCCUCCUUUGAUCUCCAGUCCUAUCAGCUGCUGCUUUGGACACUUUUGCAGUGAAUGGGGAGAAAAACAGCUGCAGUGACCGGAUGGUUUACUGAUCAACAUGAAGUGAAAUAUGUGAAAGACAAUAAUGAAACUCCAUGUACUUAUGUGUAAAUGACAUUGAAAUCUGAGUUUUUGCCACUUUACUUUCAUUUUUACAUCUAUAUUGUAAAUAAGAGUAAAUGAGAAGUAACCAAUAUUCCUAUCCUUACUUGAACUGUAGAUAUUUACAUUGCUGUUGUCUUCACUGCUGUACGGUAGGGCAGGGGUCCCUAACUCUGCCAAGGGUCGGUACAGUCUGUGAAUAAUUUGAUACCUUAUUUUGAGAAUUUACUACAAUUGUUUAUAAAGUCACAUUAAUAGAAAUAAAGUGUAAAAUUUGUUUAAUUGUUAAAUUUAUAUUGUUCACUUAGUUCUGUUUGAGCAUAAUUACACCCACCCACCCCCAUGGUUCGUUUAAAGGUUUUCUUACACCAGACUGGUCUUGUAUGCAAAACAGAGACUGCACUAGAGAAUAUGUAAUGAUGGUCUAUAUUAUCGACCAUCAAAGGCAACAGUUCCAGUAUUUUUGUUUAGUUUUGUACAUUUUUCCAACGUACUCAAUAGAGACAAAUUCCCUCUCUUCUAUAUUUAAAUAAUGUACUUCAUUUUGUUUGCUAUUGUGUUUGUUUACUUGUAUACAUGUGUGUUUUUUCCAUCAUCAUUAAAAACUAUGAGUGUUUUUCUAGAUUACUUGUUAAAA
Messenger RNA from Nothobranchius furzeri (turquoise killifish), 2675 nucleotides. It is a transcript of the gene bcl3, whose product is annotated as BCL3 transcription coactivator. Gene Ontology annotation, biological process: cellular response to tumor necrosis factor. Lineage: Eukaryota; Metazoa; Chordata; Actinopteri; Cyprinodontiformes; Nothobranchiidae. Gene Ontology annotation, molecular function: NF-kappaB binding. The record is from RefSeq and is a predicted model, not a curated record. Gene Ontology annotation, cellular component: cytosol.